AUGCCGGUUCGAGAGGUGUCCCGACUUCCCGAGCUCAAUGAGAUUCUGGAGAAAUCCGACUCGAAUCGGCUCAUAAUUGUGGACUUUUUUGCCAAUUGGUGUGGUCCGUGCCGGAUGAUAAGUCCUGCGUUCGAGCGGCUUUCGAUGGAGUUUGGAAACGCCACGUUUCUUAAAGUGAAUACGGAUUUGGCGAGAGACAUCGUGAUGCGCUACAGUAUCUCCGCCAUGCCAACCUUCCUCUUCUUCAAAAACAAGCAACAAGUGGAUUCGGUGCGCGGCGCCAACGAAUCCGCAAUCAUCAGCACUAUUCGAAAACACUAUUCUUCGACACCAGCCAACCCGAAUGCAGCGUCAGACGAGGAAAAGAAGUUUCUGGAGAGAUUCGUGGGGUACACGGAGCUUCGGAAAAUGCACACUGACGAGGUGUUCAAGGCGUUGGCGAGGAGUGUGAUGCCAGAUGGGAUCUCUGAUCGUUUGGAAAACGGAGAAGACGAGAAAAAAGUACUCCAGGAGCUUCUAGAUUGGUUCAAAAACGACUUUUUCACCUGGUUCGACCGCCCUACAUGCCUAAAAUGCACUUUAAAAUGUACCACAGAAGGGUUAAACGGAACACCGACGAAAGAAGAAAAAGAGGGAGGAGCUGGAAGAGUUGAGGUCUUCAUCUGCAAUGGGUGUAACUCUGAAAUGCGAUUCCCAAGGUAUAACGAUCCUUCGAAGCUUCUGCAGACCCGUACUGGACGGUGUGGAGAAUGGGCGAAUUGUUUUGGUCUAAUCCUCUCGGCCGCCGGCCUAGAAAAUCGUUUUGUGCUCGACACCACUGAUCAUGUGUGGAACGAGGUGUAUCUCAAAAAAGAGCAAAGAUGGAUCCACGUGGAUCCCUGUGAGAACACUAUGGACCGCCCGUUGCUCUACACUCGUGGGUGGAAGAAGCAGUUGAAGUACUGUAUUGCUUAUGGGCAUGACCACGUGACAGAUGUCACCUGGAGAUAUGUCUUUGAUAGCAAGAAGCUGGUGACCCAAGAGAGAGUGAGACAAGGGGUUUUGGAGAAUUUCCUCGGGAAAUUGAACGCCAGGCAAAUGGCCGGGGCAACGGAGGAGAGGAAGAGGGAGUUGGCGGUUCGGCGGGUGUGUGAACUGAUGGGAAUGAUGGUUCAAGAGGCGAAAAAUCAGAGGAUCGGAUGGGAGAAGCUCGGGGAGGAUAUGGGAGGGAGAACUACAGGCUCCAAAGAGUGGCGUCGUGCUCGUGGCGAGUUGGGAGACAAUCCAGAAGCCCAAGUGCUCGGAAAACCGAUCGAAUUCAGAAUCCAAAAUGACGCAAACCACGUGGAAUUUUCGUACGAUGUGAAUCGAGAUUCGUACUCGCAGACGCCGGAAAAGGGCUUUGUAGCACAAACAUUUGAGUGUAAUAAUAUCCAGAGAAAGGUGGAAAACGACUGGAAAAUGGUUUAUUUGUGUCGAGAGGAUGGGAAAAAGGAGGGAAAUAUUUCCUGGCACUUCAAUCUCGCUCCACUAGUCGCUACUGACUCAAAGAAAACCAUCGAAAAAGUGGAAAUUCGAAUGGCGGGAAUUCGAAAAUUCGAAAAUGGGAAUAUAUUGAUUAUUGCGUGUUUAGGAGAUACUUGCAUGAGAAUUCCAGCCAGUGGAAACUUGACAAUUGAGGACCCGAAACCGGAAGUUUUGAAAAUUACGGUCACCCUGUCUGGCGGUGAGAGAAACCAAGCAUUCCAGCAUGCACAGCUCUUCAGAACCGAAAAAGAUGACGUGGCAGAAGCGACGGAGAGUAUGGUCGUCAGAGUGUACAUGAAGUGA
Caenorhabditis briggsae is the source of this 1809-nucleotide messenger RNA. RefSeq names its product Protein CBR-PNG-1 (gene Cbr-png-1). Gene Ontology annotation, cellular component: cytosol; cytoplasm; nucleus. NCBI's taxonomy places the organism in Eukaryota, Metazoa, Nematoda, Chromadorea, Rhabditida, Rhabditidae. The record is from RefSeq and is a predicted model, not a curated record. Gene Ontology annotation, biological process: protein quality control for misfolded or incompletely synthesized proteins; protein deglycosylation; glycoprotein catabolic process. Gene Ontology annotation, molecular function: peptide-N4-(N-acetyl-beta-glucosaminyl)asparagine amidase activity.